Molecule: messenger RNA, 1841 nt
Organism: Poecilia latipinna (sailfin molly)
Lineage: Eukaryota; Metazoa; Chordata; Actinopteri; Cyprinodontiformes; Poeciliidae
Gene: mettl17
Product: methyltransferase like 17
Exons: 14
Coding region: 126-1520 (464 amino acids)
Biological process (GO): translation
Cellular component (GO): mitochondrial small ribosomal subunit
Molecular function (GO): methyltransferase activity; structural constituent of ribosome
Source: RefSeq, a predicted model, not a curated record
UUCCUCUUUAGUAAUUCAUCGGACUUAUUUUGUUGAGGCUCAGCUAUCGUACGGUGUGCUUUACGAAAGCGUGGAUCAAAGUUGUUCAUUUAAAUGUGUUAAAGUUUAUUUCUGAUAUCGAAAACAUGGCGUCACGGAGUUACGGAGCCUGUUUUCUUUGUCAACGAGCGGCGGUGGUGAACAUAAUGUUCAGGAGUGUGAGUUCAGCCUCGCUUCCUCAGCCUAAGGUCGAUUUCCUGAAAGGAGAACUUCACAGGAAGCAUCCAGGUGUGACCAACCUGAAGACUGUCCGGCUACCCGAACAGCUCCAGCUGGCUGCACAGUCCAUUAUUCACAGAGUUCGAAUGCCUCAGCUUGUAGAACGUUCUCAAAAGCUCACAAACUUCCUGUGGAGCCGGAAGAGAGCGGUCGAGGAUUUGAUGCUGAGGCAGAAAGCUGUGAGCAUGGAGAAGGAACUGUGGGAAAAAGCCGUGCAGAACAUCAGAGAAGAUGUCGAUGAGCAACUCCUGGAGGAUCGCAUCAGGAAGAAGGUUUUGUCGGAGCUCAGAAGAACGACGUAUCGCUGGACGCCCCUAAAGUACGAUGAAGACCUGAGCAUAGUGUACAUGGCGGCUCGGCUGGCUGGAGGCUAUGCAGCAGCGAGGAGAGCUUUAAAUGAGAUAAAGAAGCGACAUCCUUCAUUUGCUCCUCAAACACUUCUGGAUUUUGGUUCUGGCUUAGGAACCGUCGCCUGGGCGUCUCAUUCAUGUUGGGGCGACUCUUUGAAGGAGAUUGUGUGUGUGGACAGCUCUGCAGCGAUGAACGUUUUGGCCGAACAACUUCUCAAAGGAGACGAUGAAAGAGCUCAACCGCACAUCAAACACGUUUAUUUCAGACAGUUUCUUCCCGUCUCUCCUAAGGUCCAGUUCGAUUUGGUGGUGGCAGCUUUUACCCUGUCUGAGCUUCCCAACGCAAACGACCGGGCGGACGUCGUGACGACUCUCUGGAGGAAGACGAACUCCUACCUGGUGCUGGUGGAAAAUGGAACCAAAGAGGGCCAUCAGAUGAUGAUGGAGGCCAGAGACGUUUUGUUAAAGAAACAGGAGAAAUUCGUUCAUGACUCCAGACCUGCAUCAGUGUUUGCACCGUGCCCUCAUGAAAUGAUGUGUCCCAAACUGGCCAAGGAACCCGUCACGCCCUGCAACUUCCACCAGCGCUACCAUCCUCUUCCUCUGCCGGGGAGGCAUGAGUGUCAGACAGAGAAGUUCAGCUACCUGAUUCUGAGUCGAACCAAAACGGCAGAACCGACACCGGAAGGUCUGGACUGGGGCCGGCUGAUCGCGCCGGUUCUGUGCAGAACGCGGCACGUCCACUGCCACAUGUGCUGCUCCGACGGACGGCUGCAGCACAUGGUGGUGACGGCACGGAAACACAGCCGAGAUGUGUACCGCUGCGCGCGGAACAGCGAAUGGGGAGAUCAGCUGCCGAUUGUUGAGUACGUCAAAGAAGAGACGGAGGUCCACAGCGACUCGGAGAGCUGAUGAAAACCUGGACGUUUCCUAAGUUUAGAAUUAGAAUCUAUUUUGCUCUCUCUGUGUUUUGUAGGUAUACCUCUAUUACACAUUUACAUGUUUUUAUUAGUUGCCAUGGUCAAUAAGUUGUUGAUUAUUCUGUUUUUGAGUCUGAUUUGCAUCCAGUUAAAGUUUAUCUUUCUAAAAAUGUCCAAAUAAAACUAACUUACUUGCAACCUUGUUGACUCAUAACACUAGUAAAACAUGGUAAUGGCAGCAUCAUGGACUGGAGUAGGAACUAAUUAUUGGUGGAAAUCUAAAAAAUUAAAGAUUUUUUUCUGUUAUCAUUUA